Messenger RNA from Malania oleifera, 1235 nucleotides. RefSeq lists its product as uncharacterized. The transcript has 5 exons. Gene Ontology annotation, cellular component: intracellular membrane-bounded organelle. Lineage: Eukaryota; Viridiplantae; Streptophyta; Magnoliopsida; Santalales; Ximeniaceae. The coding region runs from base 399 to 953 and encodes 184 amino acids. The record is from RefSeq and is a predicted model, not a curated record.
AUAGUUUGUUAAAAUAUUAAAAUAAAAAUUGAGGGAUGCUCCUUCCAGUUUAGGGGUUUUAUAAUUAGUGGAAGGCUGGAAGCUUGGGGAAUUAUCCAUUAAAAUAAUAUUAUUUUGGGGGAAAAAAACUCAGGAAAUUGGAUAUGAAAUACAGCUUGUGUUGCUGUAAGUGUAGGCUAUAGCUGUAUUGUUCUAGUAUGGUUAAUGGAAAAAGUUUCGAUAUUUUGGAUUGCGUGUGAAAAAUUCCCACUGGGUUUUUAUUUUUUGCCCCAAUAAUUAAAAAUCCAUCUGGUGGAAGCCCUAAUUUGUAAUUCAGAGGUUAGGUUUGGUUUGGUAGUUGUAUGAGGAGCAAUUGAUUGAAAUUGUGAGCGGAACGUGGAGAGAAAAGAAGGAUAGGGAUGUCGAUCUCUGGGAUCGGAUUGGGUCCAUGGUUCCAUAAGAAGAUUGUUGACCCUCUCUCUCAAAUACUCAGCAGGGGUGCGGAGCCAAAGCAAUUAGCCUUCUCUGCUGCUCUUGGCAUUACUUUGGGAGUAUUUCCCAUAUGUGGGGUCACCGUGUUUUUGUGUGCAAUGGCUAUUGCUGCACUUGGAUCUCUUUGCCAUUCUCCAAGUGUGAUGCUUGCUAACUUCAUUGCUACUCCAAUAGAGUUGAGUCUGGUGGUUCCCUUCUUGCGCUUUGGUGAAGUUCUCUCUGGUGGACCUCAUUUUCCAUUGACUUCAGAUGCCUUGAAGAAAGUGUUGACUGGUCAAGCUUCACAUGAAAUCCUUCUAAGUGUUGUCCAUGUGUUGUUGGGGUGGCUCGUCGCUGCACCCUUUAUUCUGGCAUUGCUUUACAUAUCAUUCUUGCCAUGUUUCAAGCUUCUAGUCCACAAGUUCAGCAAUGCCCCCCCUUUAAGCCCUAGGAAGCCGCUCCUUCCCGACAUGGAUGUGGAGCUCAAGGUCAGGGAUGCUUAAUUACUAUUGAGCACAUAUUUUCUGUAAUAUUCAUCCCAAUAAUAGGGAAUGCAUGUGAUGCAGAAACUUGCUUUUUGUAUAUAAAUUUCCCCAAGUUUAGUGCAAAUGUCAUGUUUUACAUGCUUGUAAAAUUCAAUGUUGCAAAGGUUGUGCUUGUUGGAAGAUGAAAGAACUGUGAGUUGCAAGAGAUGUUGACUAGCAAAAUUGUUUACAGAUUGAUGCUUUUUUCUCAGCUCAUAAAUCCUAGAACCUCCCACUCCCCCUCUUUUUCAUCUUGACAAA